AUGGUAGGAGAUGGCGUUCGAACACCAGCCGAAGCAAAAAUCAAAGCAGUGAUAGAUUUUCCUAAUCCCAAAACAAAAACUCAGAUACGAACUUUCCUUGGGCUAGCGGGUUAUUACGCACACUAUGUGGAAACAUUUGCUGUCAUAGCCGCACCUUUAACCAACGCAUUAAAAGUCCAAACUGAUGCGUCGGAUGUAGGGAUGGGAGUUGUAAUGUUUCAAUUAGAUUCCGAAGGCAAGGAACAUCCUAUUUUAUAUCAAAAUGGUAGAUAUGGAUUGGAACAGAUGGUCGUGUUUGAUGGUAGAUAUGGAUUGGAACAGAUGGUCGUGUUUGAUGGUAGAUAUGGAUUGGAAGAGGUGGUGGUGUUUGGUAAAUGGUGA
This is a messenger RNA of Argiope bruennichi, 381 nucleotides long. RefSeq lists its product as uncharacterized. The coding region runs from base 1 to 381 and encodes 126 amino acids. The record is from RefSeq and is a predicted model, not a curated record. The transcript has 6 exons. NCBI's taxonomy places the organism in Eukaryota, Metazoa, Arthropoda, Arachnida, Araneae, Araneidae.